GACGAGUCAGGAAGUAAGUUCGAAGCGCGAGGAGAGAGUAAGUGGAGAGCAGCUUUUGUAGAGAGAAGGGCGAGCGCGCGGAACACACCGGGACAAUUAAAACUAAUAUACCGGAAAAACGGCAUCGGAUUUUAUUUACGGUGACUGGAGAGAGGUUCCGUUGAAGACAUUUUAAACAUUUCCAUACAAUAAUAAUACACUGUGAGUGAGGUAGUGGAAGGAAGAGAGCGCCGUAGUACUGAGGGAGCCCGCAGCACAGCAGCAGCUCGGGGACACACCGUGGAAACCGAACAGGAGGAAGAAGGCGGUGAUCGCGGGACCGCGGCGAGCUUUGCCACUGCGCGACCCUCCACGUCCACGAGUCCCACGGAAGAGUGACACACAGUCUCACGGAACACUGCCCAGAGCAGAGAGCGCCCAAGAUGCCUCGGGUGGUCCCGGAUCAGAGGAGCAAGUUCGAGAACGAGGAGUUCUUCAGGAAGCUGAGUCGGGAGUGCGAGAUCAAGUACACGGGCUUCCGAGAUCGACCGCACGAGGAGCGACAGGCGCGCUUCCAGAACGCGUGCAGGGACGGGCGCUCCGAGAUUGCUUUUGUGGCGACGGGAACCAACCUCUCGCUGCAGUUCUUCCCGGCCAACCUUCAUGGGGAGCAGCGGCAGGCUCCCACGCGAGAGUACGUGGACUUCGAGCGCGAGGCAGGAAAGGUGUACCUGAAAGCACCCAUGAUCUUGAAUGGAGUGUGCGUGAUUUGGAGAGGCUGGAUCGACCUGCAGCGCUUGGAUGGCAUGGGCUGCCUGGAAUACGAUGAAGAGAGGGCACAGCACGAGGAUGCCCUUGCGCAGCAGGCCUUUGAGGAGGUGCGGAGGAGGACUCGUGAAUUUGAGGAAAGGGAGCGCGCGCAUCGUGAAGACUUGGAGGCCAGGCGACAGCAGGACCCAAGCCCUGGCUCAAACAUGGGAAACGCCGAUGAUCACAAGAUGCGCUAACAGUGUACGACGGGGGUGCAAGACACUGGGGGAGAGUUACGCGAUCCUCGCACCAUGGCUGUCCUAUGGUCCAGUGCUGAGCUCUAUAUGGCAGAGACCAAAAUCAACA
This is a messenger RNA of Scleropages formosus (Asian bonytongue), 1095 nucleotides long. RefSeq names its product core-binding factor subunit beta (gene cbfb). Lineage: Eukaryota; Metazoa; Chordata; Actinopteri; Osteoglossiformes; Osteoglossidae. Gene Ontology annotation, biological process: regulation of transcription by RNA polymerase II. Bases 423 to 986 code for a protein of 187 amino acids. The record is from RefSeq and is a predicted model, not a curated record. Gene Ontology annotation, cellular component: nucleus; core-binding factor complex. Gene Ontology annotation, molecular function: sequence-specific DNA binding; transcription coactivator activity. The transcript is spliced from 6 exons.